AUCUAUGAUGAGCAGUGCGUCGAGGAUGCCCGCACCCGCAGUUGUCAGGUGAAUGGCGUCCUUCGAAAGUCCAGUCAGCUGCACUUUCACUUCGAGAUGCAAGAAAGCUGGCAUAUAACGUCAAAUUAUUAUUAUAAGCAGACACUACAAGAUCUUCCCAACACGGAUUAUGAGAACGAAUUGCAAAAUGGUGCUUCGGCGCAACGGUUCGCAGGAUAAUAGAAGCUGCGCAGUUGCUAUAAUCACGCGUCUCGAUGUAAACAAGAGAGUGAAAUUUGACAACUGGAAGUGCUGAGUAAGCCUGAGAGUGUCAUGCUACCACAAGCCGGAGGUACGCUUAUACUGACGAAAAUAAUUGUUUCCAAAAUGUCUUUAUCCGUAGUUUAAAGCAGCGAGUGUUAUCGAAAUUAUUUUGUAUCUGCUCGUGUAAGUUAGUUAACAAGCUUUUUUUUUUUUUUUUUUUUUUUUUUUUUUUUUUUUUUUACAAAGGUAGUGUUUUAGCAGCCAGUCUGCUGCUGAUAUUUUCUGAGUGACGUUUGUUUUAAUGCGGGUUUUCUAUCUGUCGAAUACCUGCCAAAUAGGCUACCAGCUAUACAUUUUACCAUAAUAUUAUUUUGAAAACAGAUUUGAAUAGUUUAUUUUAAACCGACCAAUAAAAUUGUUGUUUGCUAAAAUGAUGGAACCCCAGGACAAUAUUGAAGAGGAUGACACCUCAGCAUCAGCAUCAGCAUCCCCGCCACCCCGGUCUUUGCCCCGUCAGCGCGUCUCUCUGCAGAAGAGCAGCGUGUGUUCUCGCUCUUACUUCAUGGUGGUCAUGGUUUUCUUCCACGUUUACAUCAUCAAUGUCAUUGCACUUCUGCUGUAUGUUCACUAUAAUAACGGCUCUACCACAAGCACGGCAAACCGGGAUUUUACAAACAGAGAUAACAGUCAUAAAGUCACCGGAACGUCAGAUGCGCAGACCCCUUCAGACUCGGACUUCCCUCGAAAUAUCUAUCUUCCUCGCAUUGAAGGAAUACGGGUGGGACAUGUCCAAAAAGUGUCACUGGUGCCAGGGAAAGUCCAUGAAAUGAAGACACUCAGUUUGAAGCCCCUUCUGUUUGAGAUCCCUGGCUUUCUGUCAGAGGAGGAGUGUGGUGUAGUUGUGCGUUUGGCUCAGCUGAAGGGUUUGAUGGAGAGUCAGGUUAUGGUCCCUGAAGGUCAAGAGGAACUUAAUCAGCAGCUUAACCUCAGUCCUGAGGAAAUCUUCAAUUUCCUUGACCUCAACCAAGAUGGCCAACUACAACCUCAUGAGAUAUUGACACACUCUCGAGUGAGAGAUGGAAUCUGGUUAACGUCUGAGAAUCUUAAGGAAAUCUAUGAUGGCCUAAAAGUUGAUCAGGAUGGAAAUGGUCUCUUGAGUUUAGAGGAGUUUGGGCGUCUGAGAAGUGAUGCCUUUCAGCGUUUUCUGCUACAGCGUGGGGUAGAAAGGAGCCAGCUGGUGAGGAACAGCAGACACACCUGGCUCUACCAGGGUCAGGGAGCACAUCAGGUUCUUCAAGACCUCCGCAAAAGAGUCACUCGUUUAACACGACUGCCAUCCUCUCUGGUGGAGUUAAGUGAACCUUUACAAGUAGUGCGCUAUGAGCAGGGUGGCCAUUACCACGCCCAUCAUGACAGUGGGCCUGUGUACCCUGAAACAACCUGCACACACACUCACCUUGCUGCCAAUACCACCUCUCCAUUCCAGACUUCCUGCAGGUACAUCACGGUUCUGUUUUACCUUAGUAAUGUAGAAGAAGGGGGGGAGACCACCUUUCCAGUGGCAGAUAAUAGGACUUAUGAAGAAGCGUCACUGAUACAGAACGAUGUGGAUCUGUUGGACACCAGGAAGCAUUGUGAUAAAGGCAACCUGAGAGUGAAGCCCAUUAAGGGGACGGCAGUUUUCUGGUAUAACUAUCUCUCCGAUGGUAGAGGUUGGGUGGGUGAACAGGAUGAGUAUUCUCUUCAUGGUGGCUGCGUGGUGACACGAGGGACUAAGUGGGUUGCCAAUAAUUGGAUCAAUGUUGACCCAGACUACCAGCGACAGGCACGCUACCAACAAUUUGUUUCCCAACAAGAGACACAAGAGCAAGAAGAACUGAACUCAGACCAACAUAUUGAAACACACCAAGACUUGUAAACACACACAAAUCCAGGUACAACAAUGAACAUACUGUAUAUACACAUUCUCUUCCGUGUAAUGAUCUUUUUAUAGUCCUCACUUUUUCUUUCACACACACACCUUUGCAUCACUCAAACACCCUGAACCACUGACCUCAUACCAACAAACACACAAAAACACACUCAUCCUUUGUAUAUUUUAAUCAUUUCACUCUUCCACACAAAUGCACACUAUAGAAAUGUAGCCCUACCAACAUUUCCAUGUAUUCAGAAUUGAACGAGCUUUACCCAGCCUUUAGCGGUUCCCAGUGUCUGAACUGGAACCUGUGUUGGGUUGGAUUCAGGGAUGAACAACCUGAUCUUUAUGCAACUGUGAAAGACAAUGCUACUAUUCCUAAUGUAGAUAUUUGAAGGGAUUAUUAUUCCCAUUAAAUGGGAAUGCAGCCAUAUUUGACAACUUUGUUUACAUACAGAUUGACACUCUACUGUACCUUCCAAAGGCCGUACAAUGCAUUGAUAGUAAAUAGAAGAGCAUCUGAGAUGUGUAUCUCUUCCCUGGUGGGAUGAUAGUUAUAACUUAGGAACCUCCAGCAAAUAAAGCACAGUCAGUGCUGAAGCAACUUCACAAUUGUGGGAGGAUGUAGUGUGUAUGUGACCAAAGAAUGUGUAAACUAUGUAUAUUGUUGCUUUCUACUGAAGUGACAUUUUAACUGACAUCAAAAUCACUGAACACUUUGGUGUUAUCUGCAGGUGCACUCAGCAUUAACUAGUUGUAGUUCUGUCAAUGGAGUACAGGUUAGUGUAUUAUCAUAACUAGUAAUAGUUUUAACCUAUGUAACAUCUAUUAUCUCUGCAAGGACGUUUCUUACACUUAUUCCCGCUCAGAAAUUCCUGAAAAGAAGCAUGUAAACUUGCACAGUCUUGUAUGAUUUGUUUGGAUUUUAAUCAUUUAUUUUAUUAUGUUUUACUUUGUUAAUUGCAAUGCAUCCAAAGACUGACUGAGGUUAACUUAUUUUAUUUAUUUGUUGGAUCACAUUGUUGCUGUUAAAAUGCACAGAAUCACUUUGUCGAAUAAAUUAUUAAAAUGAUCAGUCAGA
Molecule: messenger RNA, 3239 nt
Organism: Pimephales promelas (fathead minnow)
Lineage: Eukaryota; Metazoa; Chordata; Actinopteri; Cypriniformes; Leuciscidae
Gene: p4htmb
Product: prolyl 4-hydroxylase, transmembrane b
Biological process (GO): peptidyl-proline hydroxylation to 4-hydroxy-L-proline
Cellular component (GO): endoplasmic reticulum
Molecular function (GO): calcium ion binding; L-ascorbic acid binding; iron ion binding
Source: RefSeq, a predicted model, not a curated record